GCGAGUCCCGCGGUCCCUGUAGCGGGAGCGGCUCUCUGGUUCAGCUUCACAUCGGGCGCCUGUCCUCGAACUGUCGGCCCAGGAUGGACCCCGAGGAGGAAGCGGCGGCACUGGCGAUGGCUACGGGGCCGCCGGCGGAACGGCUCCAGGAGCCGGUGACUUUCCGGGACGUAGCUGUGGACUUCACCCAGGAGGAGUGGGGGCAGCUGGGCCCUGCCCAGAGGACCCUGUACCGUGACGUGAUGCUGGAGACCUUCGGGCACCUGCUCUCUGUGGGGCCUGAGCUUCCCAAACCCGAAGUCAUCUCCCAGCUGGAGCAAGGGGCUGAGCUAUGGGUGGCAGAGAGAGGAAUUGCCCAGGGCUGCUGUCCAGGCUGGGAGCCUGGACCUGAGGGCCGAGCACCGCCCCAGGAGCAGGGCCUUCCUGAGGAGAAGGGGCGGGAAGGCUUCCUGGGGGAGGCUCCAUGUCCCGCUACACCGGGGGAAGACUGGGAACGUGAGGGCCGGGUACAGGGGCCCGAGAAGGACCAGGGUAAUUUGAGGCAAUUGGAAUUCAGCCUCAAGGAAGCACUGGUUCAAGGUGGAAGCCACGAAAGUCUCAGACUUGGGGAAAACUGUGUCCUGCGUCCAAACCCAAAUCCCCUCGCAGAGACUUCCAGGACAGAGUGUUUGUGUGCUCCCGACUCAGGGCUUACAAGCUCGCAGCAGAACCCGAGUCCAGCCGGUGAGCAGAUGUGCUCCUCGGGAAGACAGCCGCGUGACAACAGUGACCGCAGCAGCUCUUCCGGUCAGGCGGUUCUGGAGCCAGAACCCGAGCCUGCGCGCAGCCAGGUGCCGGACAAACCCUACAAGUGCGCGGACUGCGGCAAGUCCUUCAACCACAACGCGCACCUCACGGUGCACCGGAGGAUCCACACGGGGGAGCGGCCGUACGCGUGCAAGGAGUGCGGCAAGGCCUUCAGCCAGAACUCCUCGCUGGUGCAGCACGAGCGCAUCCACACGGGCCACAAGCCCUACAAGUGCGCGGACUGCGGCAAGUCCUUCUGCCACAGCACGCACCUCACGGUGCACCGGAGGAUCCACACCGGGGAGAAGCCCUAUGCGUGCCAGGACUGCGGGCGGGCCUUCAACCAGAACUCGUCCCUGGGCCGCCACCGGCGCACGCACACCGGGGAGAAGCCGUUCACCUGCAGCGUGUGCGGCAAGGCCUUCUCGCGCACCACGUGCCUGUUCCUGCAUCUGAGGACGCACACGGCCGAGAGACCCUACGAGUGCAGCCGCUGCGGCAAGGGCUUCCGGCACAGCUCGUCCCUGGCGCAGCACCAGCGCAAGCACGCCGGCGAGGGCCCCUACGACUGCCGCCAGAGGCUGGCCUUCGAGCCCACGCCGGCGUGGCCGGAGCCCCUGACCCCUGGGGAGGGGGCUCCCCGCAGCGACAGGCCCUUCAGGUGCGGCCAGUGUGGCAAGUGUUUCACGCAGAGCUCGCACCUCAUCCGACACCAGAUAACGCACACCAGGGAGGAACCCCGAGGCCGGGGCCGGCGGCGCCCGCAGCCCUGCGGCCGGAGCCCGCACCUCGGGCGGCACCAGCUCGGGCCCACGGGCGAGAGCCCCGGGGCCGGGACGAAGGCAGGGCAGCCCGCAGGCAGGGCACUGGCCCUGUUUGACAUCCACGAAAUCAUGCAAGAGAAAAACCCAGUGCAUGUUAUUGGGGUGGAAGAGCCUUCCGUGGGCACGUCCGUGUUGUUUGACAUCAGAGAAUCCACCUAGGGGAGAAACUCUGCGGAUGACUUUUGAACCACAGGUACAAAAAUGUGGUAAGUCCUACAACGUGUAUUUAUGGAAGGGGGACUGGGGUAGAAAUGCCCUGUUUUCCUAAGGAAAUGACGCUUCCCAAACACCUGAGAUCAGUGGUUCUCCAAUCUAUCAAGCCCAGUACCCUGAAAUGAAUUCACAGGUAAUGUAACCCACACACGUGUAAUGUUGAAAAAUCCAUACGUGCCCCCAUUUUGUAAAGGAUAAUUAAAGCGAAAGUAAUUUACAGUAGGGUAACGUGUGC
Molecule: messenger RNA, 2058 nt
Organism: Eubalaena glacialis (North Atlantic right whale)
Lineage: Eukaryota; Metazoa; Chordata; Mammalia; Artiodactyla; Balaenidae
Gene: ZNF8
Product: zinc finger protein 8
Exons: 4
Coding region: 84-1769 (561 amino acids)
Biological process (GO): regulation of transcription by RNA polymerase II
Molecular function (GO): DNA-binding transcription factor activity, RNA polymerase II-specific; RNA polymerase II cis-regulatory region sequence-specific DNA binding
Source: RefSeq, a predicted model, not a curated record